GACGCAGGCUGUUGUUGACGCGAGGGGUUUUCUGGGAAAAACUUUAGCCGGACGCCAUUUUGCCCCCGGAGAACGGAGGCAGUGCAGCAGCGGCGGUGUUCGCGGCGAAGCACUCGCACCUUCCCCCCGGUACAUCGCAUCUCCGGCGGACCACGAUGGCGAGUCCAGGAAAAGAUGGCUACCGGAUGAAGAGCUACAAGAACAAAGCGCUGAAUCCUCAGGAGAUGCGUCGAAGGAGAGAGGAGGAGGGAAUCCAGCUGCGCAAACAGAAACGAGAGGAGCAGCUGUUCAAGAGGAGAAACGUCUCUGUGCCUUCAAACGAUGAAUCGAUGCUGGAAAGUCCGAUCCAGGACCCGGACAUCAGCUCCACGGUACCUGUCGCAGGUGACGGGGUCAUAACUCCGGAUAUGAUUCAGAUGAUUCUCUCUGAAGACCCAGACCAGCAGCUUGUUGCCACACAGAAAUUCAGGAAGUUACUGUCCAAAGAGCCGAACCCGCCAAUAGACGAAGUAAUUUCCACUCCUGGUGUUGUGAAUCGUUUUGUGGAAUUCCUGAAGAGGAGUGAAAACUGCACACUACAGUUCGAGGCGGCCUGGGCUCUGACCAACAUCGCCUCCGGCACCUUCCUUCACACCAAGGUGGUGAUUGAAACAGGAGCCGUUCCCAUUUUCAUCGAGCUUCUCAACUCUGAGUACGAGGACGUCCAGGAACAGGCUGUGUGGGCUCUGGGGAACAUCGCAGGAGACAACGCCGAAUGCAGAGACUAUGUGCUCGACUGUGGCAUCCUGCCAUCUCUGCAGCAGCUACUCGCUAAAUCCAACCGUCUCACAACGACCCGCAACGCAGUGUGGGCUCUGUCCAACCUGUGCCGAGGGAAGAACCCGCCGCCGGACUUUGCCAAGGUGUCUCCCUGUCUCAGUGUCCUCUCCAGGCUCCUGUUCAGCAGCGAUCCAGACGUGCUGGCCGACGCCUGCUGGGCUCUGUCCUACCUGUCCGACGGGCCCAACGAGAAGAUCCAGACGGUCAUUGACUCGGGGGUUUGCCGCAGACUGGUGGAGCUGCUCAUGCACAGUGACUAUAAGGUGGUGUCUCCUGCUCUACGUGCGGUCGGCAACAUCGUGACGGGAGAUGACAUCCAGACUCAGGUAAUCUUGAACUGUUCGGCACUGCCCUGUUUACUCCACCUCCUCAGCAGCCCCAAGGAGUCCAUCAAGAAGGAGGCGUGCUGGACCGUGUCCAACAUCACGGCGGGAAACCGAGCUCAGAUUCAGAAUGUCAUUGAUGCCAACAUCUUCCCCGUGCUGAUCGAGAUCCUGCAGAAGGCGGAGUUCCGCACGAGGAAGGAGGCGGCGUGGGCCAUUACCAACGCCACGUCUGGUGGCACCCCGGCACAGAUACGGUACCUGGUGUCUCUGAACGCCAUCAAACCCAUGUGUGACCUGCUGACGGUGAUGGACUCGAAGAUCGUGCAGGUUUCUCUGAACGGCCUGGAGAACAUCCUGCGGCUGGGAGAGCAGGAGGCCAAGCAGAACGGCUCUGGCAUCAACCCGUACUGCGCUCUCAUCGAGGAAGCCUACGGCCUGGACAAGAUCGAGUUCCUUCAGAGUCACGAGAACCAGGAGAUCUACCAGAAGGCCUUCGACCUGAUCGAACACUACUUCGGCGUGGAGGAGGAGGAUGCCAGCCUGGCACCACAGGUGGACCCGAGUCAGGGCCAGUUCGUCUUCCAGCAGCAGGACGGGCCCAUGGAAGGUUUUCAGCUUUAACGCCGCUUCGCCCCACUGGACAGACGGAGAGCCCCCCCUUCCUUCGUCGUCGUGGCCCCUGCUGGCCUUAGCGAAACCCCUCCCGAGACCUCGGCUCGGCUGCUGGUUCUGCUCCACCAGCUCCUCCUCCUCCUCACACCGACGCAGACUCUGGAUCUGUGGACGGAGAGACUGAAACUGUCGGUUCAAAGACGAUUCACUUUCAAGAUGAAUUCUCUCUUCUACUGUUUUUUCUUUUCUUCUAGUGCUACAGAAUUGUGUUCCUUUUGACUUCCUGUGAUAUAUAUAUAUUUUUUUCCCAUAUAAUUUUAAAUGAAAUUAAUAUUUAUGUUACAAAUUAGAAUCUGUUGUCUCCAAAUCAGCAUCCGUGUCCCUUGUUGAAUGUGAAACUACCUCUUCAGAAAGAACGAAAGCAUAAAAGAGAGGAACAGAUGAAUGAUUCGAUAACAAGCAUCAGAUACAUUUUUCUUUUAUUGUUUCAUUGAAUAAACCCCGGGGGGGAGGUGGGGGUGUGUAGUGGCCAAUGUGUCAGCCAGUAACUGUACAGUAUAUACAGUACUGCUGUGUCACGGUGUUUCCAUAGCGACUCAUAGCGCCCAUAGCGUCCUCUCCCAGACCCGGCGAGAAACCCGGAGACUCUGGGCAUUUUUUAUUUAUUUGUCGUCUUGAGAGCUGAGGAGGAGGAGAAGAAAAGGACGAGGAGGAGGGGGAGGAGGAGGAGGAGGAGGAGGAGGGGAACAGCUUCCUGGAUGACGUCGACGCCCCCUACUGGCUCGAGUGAGUCUGGAAUUCUGGGACAGUGUGUGUGUUCCUUUCGCUGCUUAAUUGAAGUGGUGUGUAUUUCAGAUUGAUGGGUGCUGACGACGUGACGUGACAGCGUGUGAAAUGAGAUUGUGGUUCAUCUGAAAUUAUUCUUUCCGCCUGCAGUCGAUGACUUCAUGUGACGCGGACGGUCGACGGACUUGGACAGUUUUUGUAUGUUAUAUAUACAAAUGUGAGAGAGUGCUUGAUAUGCAAUUGUAUUUUCUGUGUCUUGAUGCAGUCGUUGUAUUUCUGGUCCAUUACUUUGGCCUGUCGCGAUAAUUACAUUAUCGACCAAUCGCAAUAUGAAAUCAAUCAUUUGUAUUUACCUCUUUAACAGCCAUUGUGUCUACAUGCAUGCGUGUUGACAUUAGAGUGAAUGUCAGCAACACACACGCUGCUUCUGUUCCAUCGUCUGUUCUCGUCGUAUGAUUUAUAAAUCACUGGUUUUGCUCUAUAAAAUGUCCGAAAAUAUAGAUUUCUUAGUAUUUUUCUAAAACGUUGGAUAACAUUUCCCUCAGCAGCGACAAAAAUUUACUUAGGACUUGCACGUGCAACGACCAAGCUCGCAUGAAUUCAGAAUCAACAGAGUUGUCUUAAUAUCGUUUAUCGCGAUCAUUUCGGGGACAACAUAUUGUGCAAAGAACAGUAGUUAUCGUGACAGGCCUGCCAUUACUCACCCGUGACAGUUAGUUACGCUUUGAUUUUUGUUUUAUCAUUUUGUGGCUAUGUUUUUUAAGAUGAAAAGUUUAGCGCUCUUGUUUUUUUUUCCAUUCCUACUUAAAACCCCAUUAACCAUGAGUUGACAGUUUUUCUACAUAUGCACGUUUGAGUACAGCAAACAUUCAUCGGUGGAAAAAAACAUGAAAUCAAUUUAUAUUUAUGUGAAAUGAAAAAGAAUAUUUGUAAUGAAGAUAUGACCUCAUGCCACAUUGACUUGUGUAGAGUUUUCUAAUGUUUCUAGUUUGUAUGAUUGCGUUUCAUUUUAUUAUUUUUUUUUUAAGGUUUUGGUCCUAUCUUUGUUUUCUCCUGUUGUGAGAAGGGUGGUUGCUGUGUCGUCGUCGUGGCUCUGCAGAACUGUCUGUGUACAGUACAGGAGCGUGUUGUUCACAGUACGAUAUGAUGCAGCCACACUGGACCACAGACGUGUGCCGGCGAAGCUGACUCGUGAAUAAAUAAACCGAUCUGUAGGCUACAAACCAUAAGCACCCGCUACUUCAUCACCCGUCACAGGGAAAUACUGUACUUAUAGCCACUUACACGGGCAUAGCACUAGGGGGGAGAAGGGCACAGACUACCCAAUGGUGGGGGAGGCGCUUGUGUACGGGCCCCAUAAUCUGGUGCUACACCCCUGGCUACUUAGAAGUUACUUUUGCCUUUGUUCUUGUGUUUCAAUCAAAAACGUGUGCACAAGCAGGCUCUAAGAUUGUUGAACAUUUUGACUGUUCUAAAAUGUCAUACAAAUUAGAUAAAAUUGUGUUUUUUCCAAGUGAACACCAGGAGUCGAGUUGCAAUGAAUGAAAGUAAAACAAAUGUAUGUUUUGAACAAUUUGUCUGUCAAUGGAAGAACCGGCGACGAGUCGUUUUUGCAUCGCACAUUGGGCAUUGAACUGUAUUCAUUCAUAAGCAGAAAUUGUAUUAAUAUAUCAUUGCCAGUGAACGAUGCGUUCAGUCACACAGUCGCCACCUGUAAACCUGUGAGCUGGUCAAACGCUGCAGGUGGAAAAAAGGUGUUUCACCCUGUGUUCAUUCGCAUGUACAAUCUAUAUUUUUUGUGUAAAAUGUUGUCCUGUGUGUGUGCUGUAUCUUUAAAGAACUGACAGCGGCCCAUUGGUCAUUUUUCUUUAUUGGCACUGGCCUGACCCAAUCAAAUCCAGGAACCCCCUUCCCCACUCCCGCCGCAAAUUAAGGAAGCCGAUUGGUCAGGCGACAGGACCUGUACAAGUGAGGUUACGUUACCUUGCGUAAUCAUGGACGCCUGGCCAAUGAAUGCUAUUGAAGUCUGACCAAUCACGGUGGGUGUGGGCCGCCUGGGCCAGUUUCUUUGUCCCAGUCCAGUCCCGGACCUUAUAUAGUUAUAGUCUGAACCAGCCUUCCGUUCCGCCCUUCACAAUAAAAGCCCAACUUAAAAAAUCACUCGGCAUUUCGCAACUCAAUGACAGACUCCAAAUUAAAUGUAACGCAACUCAAACAACACAGCUCACACCAGUUUCACUCACCAGCAUUGACACGGCCACGGUCCAAACCCACGAUCAUCAUGUGGUACAUAUAAAUAAAAUAAAAUAAAUAAUAAUAAAUAAAAGUCCCUUUCACUUUCCUUUUCGCAAUCGACUGGACCACUCCGCCCUCCAUCUUCUUCUUCUUCUUCUCCCCUCUGCCACAUCAACAGUGUCUCUGCUUGUUGGACACUCGACUCAUCGACGUCAUUCAGACCCUGCACACUUCUACACUAAAGAUGUCCUCUUGGAUCGACGGGCUGCUGAAGCUGUGCGGCGACUUAUUCGAGAAUGAGGAAAUAAGGAACACUCUGCGAUACACAAGGCAUGGAGUAACAUUAAUCGGAGGACUGGCCACUGUUGGAGGGUUACUCCUGGGUCCUGUCGGUCUCUUUGUGGGUGGUGGCGUCGGAAGCGUGUCCGCCUACUUGUGGACCAGGGGACUAUUCCAAUCCCUGCUGGAGCUCUUUGACGAUCUGGUGGUCUGCAUCGAAAAACUUCGACUGACCGAUUAUGCCAAGCUGCUGACGGCCAUAAUGAUGUGAUCUGUUUCUAGUGAAGCUGGACAGACCUCAUUAAAUGUAAAGUCACGAUCAA
Messenger RNA from Scophthalmus maximus (turbot), 5380 nucleotides. It is a transcript of the gene kpna5, whose product is annotated as karyopherin alpha 5 (importin alpha 6). The transcript is spliced from 16 exons. Gene Ontology annotation, biological process: NLS-bearing protein import into nucleus. The coding region runs from base 156 to 1766 and encodes 536 amino acids. Lineage: Eukaryota; Metazoa; Chordata; Actinopteri; Pleuronectiformes; Scophthalmidae. Gene Ontology annotation, molecular function: protein binding; nuclear import signal receptor activity. The record is from RefSeq and is a predicted model, not a curated record. Gene Ontology annotation, cellular component: nucleoplasm; nucleus; cytoplasm.